AAGUGUAUGUUUAGUAUACUGUUACUUUUCGCGAUGAAAUGUCUGUCAGUUUUGACUAAUGAACACCUUAACCAUUUUAAAUAUUUACUUCCGAUUCCUAUUUAUGGUGCAGAAUCAACGGAGUUUUCAGGGGUUUACACACGAGCUGGACAGAAUGCAUUCCCCAAGUUACGCCGGAAAGACCCGGUGUUUGCAGAGGAGCUGGUGCCGCUCACUCUGGGGUCCGACAGCGAGGCGGAUGACGUCAUGUUCAGUCACGAAGCAAACGCAAGUUUUCCUCCCACGCCGCUUCAGGACGGAUACCACGUCGAUGGCGUUAAUGGUGACGCGAUGUAUAAGGAAAAGGCGCGACCGGAACCGGAAGUAGAGACGCGUUGCGGGUACUGGGCUUGCCGACCGGUAGCAUUGCAGAAGUUGAACAACCCGAGGGCCCUGCUAGCGUUCAUGUGUUUCUUCUGCAUGGCGCAAGGCUUCGUCGUGAACGGUAUCAACAACGUGUCGACCACCUCCGUGGAGCGGCGGUUUCAGUUGCCUAGCAGCCGCGUGGGCAUCAUCUCGAGCGCGUACGACCUGUCAGCCGCCAUACUGGGCAUCUUCGUCAGUUUCAUGGGCUCCGGUCGUCAGAAGGCGAAAUGGCUGGCGAUAGCAUCCGUUACUAUGGCGAUUGGCUCGUUCGUGAUGGCGCUCCCGCACUUCACUUCCGGGCUCUAUGAGUACGGUCGUGACCUUUCACUGACCUGCAACAAGGAGGAGACGAAUACGACGUGCACGAGCGACUCUGAGCUACAGCACUAUCUGUACGUGCUCGUGCUGGGUCAACUGCUGCACGGACUGGGGGGAACCACGCUCUACACGGUCGGCGUCUCCCUCAUUGACGACAGCGUGCCGGCAACCAGCUCGCCCAUGUACAUAGGUAUACUGUACGCCUUCGCCACGCUGGGUCCGGCCAUGGGGUACAUACUUGGAGGACAGUUGCUGGAGAUCUAUGUCGACUUCGAUAGGGUCAACAUUGCGGAUGUUCGCAUCACAUCUGACGACCCCCGGUGGGUAGGCGCCUGGUGGGUAGGGUUCGUCAUUGCCUCCAUGCUAUUCCUGGUUGCCGCCAUUCCUAUAUCUUUGUACGGAGCCGAGCUUCCCACGGCGAAGCUCAUCCGAGAGACCCGGAUAUCCGAGAUGCACGGAGACGAUGGAACGCUGCCGGUGGCGUUGACGGGCAAUUCUCGGAAACUCUCGGACCUUCGGCAUCUCCCGGGCGAGAUCCUUCAGCUGCUGAAAAACCCGCCCUUCCUGUUCAUUACUCUCGCUGGUGCUACGGAGGGUAUGAUAACGUCUGGGUUUUCGACGUUCAUGCCGAAGUUCAUACAAAAUCAGUUUGGUGUAACCGCAGGAUGGGCAUCCAUGUUGACUGGUUUCAUGGCGGUUCCCGGCGCGGCGGGCGGCCAGUUUUUCGGCGGCUUCCUAUGCAAUCGCCUUAAGCUGAAGGUGCGUGGAUGUAUCCGGGUCGCUAUCGUCUGCUCGUGCCUCGCCGUUCUGGUGUCGGCGGUGCUGUGGGCCAAGUGCGACCAUAGUCACGUGGCAGGGGUCACACACGGGUAUCCGAAUAGUUCCGAUUCAGUGUUACCCGGUCUUACCGACUCAUGCAAUGCCGGGUGCCAGUGCCACACGGAACUCUACGAGCCAGUAUGUGACACUCAGGCCGGGCUGCAGUACUUCUCGCCUUGUCACGCAGGAUGCGACGUCAGGUCAUCGGAUGGCAAGUCAUACAGCUCGUGUUCAUGCAUACUGCCAACUAACGGCAGCAGCGUGUCCAUGGUAACGAAGGGGAAGUGUGACAACGGAUGUAAGAUGCUCUACGUGUUCCUGCCGAUCAUAUUCGUCGCCAUUUUCCUGCUGUUCACACCGUCGCCACCCGCCGUCCAGGCCACUUUACGAUGUGUCCAUGACAAGCAUAGAACGCUGGGGCUGGGGCUGAAAUGGUUGAUAGUUCGUCUCCUUGGCACUGUGCCGGGUCCAAUAUUGUUCGGAGUCAUUAUUGACAGUACGUGCGUCACGUGGCGGGAAAAGUGCGGCCAUCACGCCUCAUGCUGGAUCUAUGACAACGACCAGCUCAGUCGGAACUUCUUUAUUCUAGUCGUAUGCUUCAAGCUCCUGUCGAUAACAUUGUUUAUACUUGCCCACCAGUUAUACAAGGCCCCAAAGGAGAGAGCGGUGAACUAUUCGGUUCAGCACAGCGCCAAUGGGACGCCGGGCGUAAACGUUGAGGUUUAACCUCAAAUGCCUUUUCUGUGAUAUGGUUUUAAUUUCAUCCGAAAAUUCGAGGGAGGCAAAACGAGAGCAAGGCAUGGAUUGAUAUGGUAGUUCACUUUUAGACAACGCAUGUCGAGAUGUACACUAGUAACAAGAUUUUUUUUCAAUAUAAUAUUAAGGAGAUGUGGUGUACGCCUAGCAAACAGGGGGGGGGGGGGCACCGGUUCGACCCACCUCUUAAAGGUCUUUCUUUAGAAAGAAACCAAGGUCUGGUUCUCUUUACGUAUCGGAAUCCUACCGUGUAAAGUGCUCCUUCAUUUGCUUCAUCACCGCUACACCUGCAGUCCGGUGAUGAAACGAGCGCUCUUCUGACUCAGACUGUAGAGCCUCCAGUGUCCACACAGAGCGCUCUACUGACUGUAGAGCCGCCAGUGUCCAUACAGAGCGCUCUACUGACUGUAGAGCCGCCAGUGUCCAUACAGAGCGCUCUACUGACUGUAGAGCCGCCAGUGUCCAUACAGCUUCUCGAGCUUCUUAGAGAGUUCAAUAUAAUCGAGAUAAACAAAUAGGUUUAGAUGUAAAAUUAAGAAUGUCGUGAUAUAUGUCUUGUUCUGAGAAAACUCGGAAUAAUGCAUGUGCGUGAAGUGUCGUCCCAGAUUAGCCUGUGGAGUCCGCACAGUCUCAUCAGGGACGACUCUUUCCGCUUUUACUAGAUUUUCGGUAAAAAGGGACUUCCUUUAAACGAAAAAUACCAUUAAAGCGGAAAGUGUCGUCCCUGAUUAGCCUGUGCGGACUACACAGGCUAAUAUGGGACGACACCUAACGCACAUGCAGUAUGCCCAGUUUUCUCAGAACAAGACACAUGAUUGUUAGCGGGAAAUAUCGGACACGGAAGACGAACUUAAAAUCUGUGGUGCACUUCUCUGAAACCUUCCAUUGAGGCUUGCGGCAUAUGGGUCAACUCUAGUAAGGCAGCCAUAGGCUUGCAUGUGUAAUUGCAGAAAUCCUCUUAAUUUUCUGAAAGGAAUGCUCCGUGUUGCAUUCAUAUUUGUUCUAAUUCAUUGGAAAAUGGGACCAGAUUUUACGCACUUUUCGAUGCGUGCGAGCUUGUGUGCAUCAAUAAAUACGGGUUAAUGUACGUGUACCCCGGUACAUGUAAAUAAGCCGUGCUCUGUGAAAAAGGGGUUUAAUGCAUGUGCGCCUAAACUAUAUUUUGGCUAAGAAGAGACUUUCUUUAAACAGAAAAUAUCACAAAAGCGGAAAGUGUCGUCCCUGAAUAGCCUGUGCGGACUGCACAGGCAAAUCUGGGACGACACUUUACGCACAUGCAUUGUUCCCAGUUUCACAGAACACGACUCUAUAUAAACUCUUACAGAGACUGAGUUUAGUGUCAGGUAUGACUAUUAUGAUGGAAGUAUAUUGUUUUUAACUUUUCUGUACGCCAACUCAAGGUGGCUGCACUUAUGUUGCGCGAACAAAUAUUUCCUGUGAUAAAAUGUCGACAUGAUAUUGAACCAUUCUGCAUGAUAUGUAUUUUUAUAAUAACGAUUAAUGUAAAUUUUAUAUUUGAUAACAAAAUUAAAUCGGAAAAAGUUCUA
Dreissena polymorpha is the source of this 3845-nucleotide messenger RNA. Its product is annotated as solute carrier organic anion transporter family member 4C1-like. Gene Ontology annotation, biological process: transmembrane transport; sodium-independent organic anion transport. The coding region runs from base 7 to 2268 and encodes 753 amino acids. The transcript is spliced from 14 exons. Gene Ontology annotation, cellular component: membrane. NCBI's taxonomy places the organism in Eukaryota, Metazoa, Mollusca, Bivalvia, Myida, Dreissenidae. The record is from RefSeq and is a predicted model, not a curated record. Gene Ontology annotation, molecular function: protein binding.